UUUAUUGAAGCAAAUGUAAAAUCUUCAAUGUGAUGUGAUUGUUAAUCGACUUUUAUCGUUUCUUGUACAUUUUAAUUCAAUUCAAAGUUUCCUGUUUUAGAAGAAAGUUUUUUUGAGGUUAUAUACAUCGACCAUUUGCUACGGACAAUUUCAUUUGAUAAUAUUCCUGUUACAUUUAUCGUAUUCUUAGUAUAGUGCUUUUCAAGAUACCAUUAUUAAAUAAUGGCGGAGGAAACGGUUGGCGAUGUAAAAGAUUUAGAAGCGAUUGACAUAUUUCUUUUCUCUAAUGGCGACCACAAUACUCCGCCAAGGAAAUAUCAUCUGAAUACAGAUACAUUUGUGAUGUGGGACGAUACCCUGAAAAGCUUAGGGCGUUCACAUUUCGGUAUUGAUGAUACAGUUAUAGAUAUAUACACUAUUACUGGACAUAAAAUUGACGACCCUUCUCAACUGAUCCAUCAAGCAGCAUACGUCGCUGUCAAACCUCCCACGGCGUUCAUACAAACUGGAUAUGAAAACUAUCUGAUCAGGGCAACUAGGUCGUGGGAAAAAAGGUUAUUGAAAAUAUCAAAUAGUAUGGACUCAUCCACAAAAGGUAACACUGAAAGUGUUUUAUUAAAAUCACAAUUCAAUAAAGAAAUUUAUGACAAUGAAAAGAAGAAUGAAAUCUCAAACCCAGCAGUGGUAGAAAAACUUAAACGAAGUCUAGUAAGGCCUUAUAUAGUUGAUUUAAAAGCACCUCAAGGUCGUGAAAAAAUCAGUAAAAUCCCUGAACUGAAACAUAUCCAAAGAAAGAAAACUCCGCAAAUCGCACUUCGACAGAGAAGUAGCCCUUUUAAAGUAACAUCUGCAUCAAAAAAAGUGCUAAUAAAGACAAAGGGGGAAAUCCAUAAGAAAUUACCUGAUUUAAAAAAAUUGGUCUUAGCAACUCCUAAAGAGAAAAAAAUAAAUAACACCAUUAAAGGAAAUCAAGACAACCAAAUUUUUUCUUCAAAUAAUAUUAUCAAUGUUGUUGAUAAUGUAAAUGUCACAGAAAGUGCCAAUAGCUCUGGUGAAAAAAUAAGUUCAGUGAAAAUAAACCAUCAAAAUGCAGACGAUAAAAAGAAAAACGUGGAGAAAAUAGUAAUAUCGAAUAUUUACAAAAAUCCAGAAAAGGAAUAUUUGUCAAUGACAGGAAUAAAAUAUGAUGAAGCACCAAAUGUUACAGACGAAACCAAAAGCCUAUCUUACGCUGAUACGAAAUGUAUUAAAACUUAUUGUACUUGUUGUAAUAAUAAAUCAAGUAAAAAAUCUAUAACUCAUGGAGAAAACAAAACUAAUACGGAAACAUCUGAUAACGAUACAAUAUCUGAAGUCCCUGUUGAAAUUCAAACGUGCGUAAGUUGCUGCGAAACACGAAAACAAUUAAAUAAUUUCGUUGCCAUUUUAAAUAACGACAAAGUGCUAAAGUUACAUUUAAAUUUAGAAAUUAAAGACUGUAACAUGUCGCUAAUGUCUGAUCAAUUCAACGCUAAAACAACACACGAAACACAAGCUUGUAUUUCUAUAAUUAAAACUGAAAAAGAAACGCAAGUAAAUUUUUAUGAUCAGUUAAAUGAAGAGAUUUACGAUGAUGUAAAUAAAACAGAAUAUAUUCUUCAACAUUCUGAUGACGAACUAAAAGAUAUAAUCAAAGAUGACAACAAAAUAGUGAUUAUUAAUUGUUCUUGUUGCGAUUGCUUAAAGCUACAUCGUCUGCAACAAUUAAAUGUUAAAUAUAAAAAUACCUAUAGUGAAGACAUUUUGUAUGAAUUAGCUAAAGCAAUAGAAGCAAAUAGAUGUGAAUGCAGAAAUGACGUGCAAAAUACUCAACUAAAUGCCAAUCCUAGCCCCAAAAUAGCUACAAAUAACUAUGAGGAAUGUGAGGAAAAAACAUUAACAGUAACGUCCGUGCAAAAACUUUUAUGUAGUCACGAAACUAAUACGUGUAAAGAUAAUUUAAACAGUGAUGAGUUUCCAAAAUUAAUAGUUGCCAUUGAUGAAUAUUCGAAUCAAAUGUCAAAUGUAUCAAAGAAAACGGAUAUUGUUAAGAAAUAUGUCAACAGCAGUACCCAAACGAACUGGUAUAACGUAAUGUUGGAAGCAAGGCAUCGUACGAACGGUCAGUAUAGUUUCCAUUUGCCUCCUCUUUAUAAAAUUAAAAAUUACAACAUUGAUUAAAAGGAA
Papilio polytes (common Mormon) is the source of this 2205-nucleotide messenger RNA. RefSeq lists its product as uncharacterized. NCBI's taxonomy places the organism in Eukaryota, Metazoa, Arthropoda, Insecta, Lepidoptera, Papilionidae. The record is from RefSeq and is a predicted model, not a curated record. Bases 223 to 2199 code for a protein of 658 amino acids. The transcript has 8 exons. Gene Ontology annotation, biological process: intracellular signal transduction.